This is a messenger RNA of Durusdinium trenchii, 2979 nucleotides long. Lineage: Eukaryota; Dinophyceae; Suessiales; Symbiodiniaceae. The record is from the annotation of a GenBank genome assembly.
AGUUUUGGCUCAAACAUUGUGAGCUCCGUCCUUGGCACGAAGGAACCACUUCGUCCUUGGCGCCAUGUGCAGCGCCAUGUGGUUGACGUUCACUUCCUUGAUCAGCCUUUCCGGUGCGGAGACGUUUCAAUGUUCCGAGCCCGGCCACACCGUGGAGCCGUCGCGUUCCGGAGCCUGCGGAUCGGAAGACAUCCAGGCCUUGCUCCAGCACCAGACAUACGCCAAUGUCGACCGUACUAUGACUUCAGAUCUUGAAUGGCAAGCACUCGUCUCCAGGGCAGACUGUGGUCCUGCAAUACCUUGGCCAUGUGGAAACGAAGAGAUUUCCCGCUUCCCCUUGCAGCAAAUCAACACCGGAAACAACUGUGCCAAUGGGAUGGCGACCAUUUCAUCCUUGGACCUGAACACCUCUCAGUACACCGAUCUGUGUUACAUCCCAGGCGUUUGCCUCAAUGCUUGUGGCAUUAAUCCCAUCGACAGCGCCAUCUAUUGCCAUACUCGAGGCAACUCCUUUGAGGAGCAGUUCGUGCGAGUGGACUGUCCAGUGAGCGAUUUGCAGUCUCCCGUGCAGGGAUCACUUUGCUAUUUUGGCCCAGGUGGUGAUUCCUUUGCGGGUGCCUUUGAUCCCAAAACUGGCAACUACAUCUUCCGGCAGAACAGGAAUCUCCGGUCCAUCGAUUCGGCAGCGAUUGCUGGUUUUCUCGGGUCAACGACGCCGUCCAGCAACAGCCAAGUUCGUGUCUUGGGUGUCGAACUAAGCAGCAGAACCUUUUCGGGUAUAUAAGCUGCAUGCCUCUAAGCAGCUUUUCGGGUAUAUAUGGAGGGGUUCGGGUAUUUUCGGGUGAAAUCUGUGAAUUAGGCAGAUGAUUGUUGAUAAUUAUUGUUGCCUUCAGGGAAAAGGUCACAGACUGCGCACCUGCGCAGGGUUGGAGAAAGUGGCACCGCUGCCGGUUCUGGGAUUUGUACCCUUGCUCGGUGUCCACUGCCUGGAUGUGGUUUUUCAUAAGGCUGUGCUGUGCUUCGAAAAAAGGAUCCAAACCAAGCGAGAUGCUUGGUGCUGUCCAUGGCCACUGCGAACUGCUUCGGCCACGGGCACUGCGAACGCGAAGGCGAAGCCGUCCGGUCACGGACUGUUCGACGUCGCCGUUCCGGUCCUGGGCGACGGGUCAAGGUAGCAGCAUCACGGGUGUGGCGAGCAACUUCCGUGGUAACGUGGCAGAUUUCAUCAUCCGGACAACGGACAUUGGAGAUGGAAAUCAGACCUACUUGAUUGGAUGCCAUCAGAAUAUGGUCUACUUCCACUCCUUAGACAAUCCGACGAACCCAACGCAACACAGCCAAGUCAGAUCAUUGCAACUUUUGAUUGAAUAAACAUGCAUAGCACCUGGGGCAAAAAUUUCCGCCUCAGUCCGAUUUGCCUGGGAGGAUUCACGGAUUUUAGGGGAACUCCGCGCCAGGUAGGAGUUUCCGCGGCCAGCAGUGAAUGUUUGCCGCAAGCAAAUUUUUACAUAGCCUUCAAAAAGCAUCACCACUGCCUAACACCGACCAGGUUGUCUCUUCCAUGAUUGCAUACCACAUAUUGUUCUGCAAGGACAUAGUUUCACAUAGUUUCACAUCUCAAGAUCUCACACCCUACGAUUUUGACACUUCUUCAUUCAUGACAUUCACAAAGAGGCUGCAACAUUUGUUCAAGCCCUUCAAAGGCACUGUUUUUGAAUCGGCAUUCCUCUGCCAGGAAUCUUCCGCCGUUUUGCCGGGUAUUUCCGCCUUUUUCCCGGGUAUUUCCGCGCCAGGUGUUUUCAACUUUGGACUGGUUUUACUCGUAUGUGCUCAUACCGCACAAGAAACCUUCAAAACAAAGACACAUGUAUAUGAUAUGAUGCUAGCCAAAUUUCCAGGUGGAGGUGGAAACUUAAGUGUCGGCAUUCUUUGUUUUCUUAAUGGAGGGACCGUUCCAGUGAGAAAUGCCCAACGUAAACCACAGAACAUAUUCAACUCCUAUAUAGUCUUUGUCUGAGUAGAUUCUUGAAAGGAAAAAUUUGCGGCAACAAACAUUUUCCGCGGCAAAAAGUUAAUCUCCGCCAGGACGGGAACCCAAAAAGGGCAAGAAUUUCUGCCGAAAGGAUCUUCUAGCCACCUGAAUCGACCUGGUGCACGGUAAAAGGCAAACUUCUUUGGAAAAGUGCCUCAUACGAAGAUCUAGGCAUAUCGCUGGAUUGGACAUGCAUCUUUCUGCCUUUGAAGGACAUAUACGUCGCAUGUAUGAAGGCAAAUCAGAAAAACCAAACUUCUUUGGCGUUCAUGUAACAGGUGUCCAGCCUCGGCUCUCCCAAACGCGAAAGAUCUCGACAGCUUUGGCCUCCAGCCGCCCAGCCAUGUCCUGGACCCCGAGACCGCUGCCAGUGCUUUUUUUUUGUCUCAAGAAGCCCCCAAAAGUGGUGCUUGCGGGUUAGGCCGCCAACGAGGUCUACCACUAAAUUGGUCGACCACCCCAGUCCGCCCACUGGCUUCAUCGCGCAUCUUACUUCGGUGGUUUCGGACAAAGACACCGACUGACUACUUCGGACGGGCGAACUUGACGAGGCAAAGCUUUCAAAUGUCUGGGGUGAACCCCGGUGGUUCCUCCGGUGCUCAGUGGUCCUUCCAGGGCGAGAUCUUUUGCGCCUACAACAACGGCGGCGAUGGUGUCAUUCAAGUCAAUGUCACCGACGUCAACCAACCGCAGGCCGGCCGGGUCCCUGCGGGCAGCGUCAGCGGAUCUGCAAGUACCAACUCAAAUGAUGGUCUGAACUGCCUCAAUGCGACAAACCCAUUUCCACCAGCGGUCACGACGACCAGCACCACAACCACUACCACAACAACGACUACCACAACCACCACGACCACGACGACCACGACAACGACAGCAACGACAACAACCACGACGACUACAACAACAACCACGACAACCACCACAACUACGACAACAACCACAACGAC